Linum tenue is the source of this 459-nucleotide messenger RNA. Lineage: Eukaryota; Viridiplantae; Streptophyta; Magnoliopsida; Malpighiales; Linaceae. The record is from the annotation of a GenBank genome assembly.
GAGAAGACCAGAAGACGAGCGUGCCGCUGCUCUGAGUCACCCUCUUCUUCAGUACUUUGUCGUCUCUGUACGCCGGCGCCGUGGGGGAAGUACGCGGCGGAGAUAAGCGAUUGUACUAGGCGCGGCGUGAGGGUGUUGCUGGGGACAUUCGACACCCCGGAGGCGGCGGCGUUGGCGUACGACCAGGCGGCGCUGUCCCUCCAAGGCUCCAAAGAGGCCCUCAACUUCCCCGUCGAUGACGUCAACAGGUCCCUCCGGGAGAUAGGUUGCAGCGUAUUCGAGGAGCACUCGUCCCCUGCCGAGGCGCUCAGCCGGCAGAGCAAGGUGGCGACACUUGAAAAGGGUCGUCAUAAUCAUAAGGAGGAGGAAGAAGAAGAAGUGGUGGAGUUCGAAGAUCUUGGAGCUGCUUUCUUGGAACAAUUGUUGUGCGAGAGCUCUUGCAGUGGGGCAACUGGUUAA